ACAAUUUACGGUCCAGAUUAUCCGUCGGUGCUCCGGCGCAGGUUUUAUCCGUCCGUUCUUCCACCUUGCUGAUCGCGAUUCCUCCCCAAACGCCUUCGGCCACGAACUCCAUCGCUAUAUAACGAGGCGCGACUGAGAUCUGUUCCGAAGACGGGAGAAAAGAAAAGCGCUUCUUCUUCUUUUUCCUCCGAUUUUGUUGUUGAUACACCGAUCGAGAGAUGGCGAGCAAGGCAUCAUCGUCUUCUUCUAUCCCUAGCACUCCGCUGCUGAAGGAUGAGCUCGAUAUCGUGAUCCCCACGAUCCGGAACCUUGACUUCCUGGAGAUGUGGCGGCCGUUCUUCCAGCCCUACCACCUGAUCAUUGUGCAGGAUGGAGAUCCGAGCAAGACGAUCAAGGUGCCCGAGGGGUUCGACUACGAGCUAUACAACCGCAAUGACAUCAAUCGGAUUCUCGGCCCCAAGGCCUCCUGCAUCUCCUUCAAGGACUCCGCCUGCCGAUGCUUCGGCUACAUGGUCUCCAAGAAGAAGUACAUCUACACCAUUGACGAUGAUUGCUUCGUUGCUAAAGACCCAUCUGGCAAAGAGAUCAAUGCACUGCAACAACAUAUUAAAAAUCUUCUAUCGCCAUCUACUCCCUUCUUCUUCAACACAUUGUAUGAUCCAUACAGAGAAGGUGCUGACUUUGUUCGUGGAUAUCCCUUCAGCCUCCGCGAAGGUGCUAAAACAGCCGUCUCUCAUGGACUUUGGCUUAACAUUCCUGACUAUGAUGCUCCCACCCAGCUUGUCAAGCCUCGAGAGAGGAACCAAAGGUACGUGGAUGCAGUUCUUACAAUACCUAAGGGAACAUUGUUUCCCAUGUGUGGAAUGAACUUGGCAUUCGACCGUGAGCUCAUUGGCCCGGCUAUGUACUUUGGUCUUAUGGGCGAUGGCCAACCUAUUGGGCGCUAUGACGAUAUGUGGGCUGGAUGGUGUGUCAAGGUCAUCUGUGAUCACUUGGGACUCGGUGUGAAGACUGGCUUACCCUACAUCUGGCACAGUAAGGCUAGUAACCCAUUUGUCAACCUGAAGAAGGAGUACAAUGGCAUCUUUUGGCAAGAAGAUAUCAUCCCCUUCUUCCAAUCGGCCACCCUUCCAAAAGAAUGCAUCACUGUGCAAAAAUGCUACUUCGAACUGUCAAAGCAGGUGAAAGAAAAACUAGGGAAAAUUGAUCCUUACUUCAAUAAGCUUGCAGAUGCCAUGGUUACAUGGAUUGAGGCCUGGGAUCAGCUCAACCCAUCUGGAACUGCUACUGUACUCGCCAAUGGUUCGACCAAGGGAAAAUAGAGUCAAUAUCAUAUGAAAGAACCUGUUGCUUCUGGUUUCAUGCUUCAGAUGUAGUUCUUAUUCAUUAUUAUUGUUUUUGGCUUAGUUAUCUUCUGAGUUGUCAUUUGAUAUUUUUGCAGUCUGCUGACUGUAAUCCUUCAAACUUGGUUUAUUAUAAUAAACGACCUAUUGAUUUUUGACAGUCCAA
Zingiber officinale is the source of this 1509-nucleotide messenger RNA. RefSeq names its product UDP-arabinopyranose mutase 1. The coding region runs from base 219 to 1322 and encodes 367 amino acids. The transcript is spliced from 4 exons. Gene Ontology annotation, molecular function: UDP-arabinopyranose mutase activity. Gene Ontology annotation, cellular component: cytosol; Golgi apparatus. The record is from RefSeq and is a predicted model, not a curated record. Gene Ontology annotation, biological process: UDP-L-arabinose metabolic process; plant-type cell wall biogenesis. Lineage: Eukaryota; Viridiplantae; Streptophyta; Magnoliopsida; Zingiberales; Zingiberaceae.